Rotaria socialis is the source of this 1623-nucleotide messenger RNA. The record is from the annotation of a GenBank genome assembly. Lineage: Eukaryota; Metazoa; Rotifera; Eurotatoria; Philodinida; Philodinidae.
AUGACUUCUAACUCAUUGUCAACGUUUCCUGAUGGAUUCAAUAUUGGCGACAUUACUUGGGCAAGACGUAAUCAGGAUGGUAUGUAUUGGCCGGGAAGAAUAACAUUUAUAUCGAAUAAUGUUAUCGAUGCAGUAUCAACUCAGAUUAAUUUACAAGAGCAAAUGUGGUCUUAUCUUAUUGAAUAUUUUGGAUGUAAUCAAUCGAACUGGACGACUGACGUUCUUCCCUAUCGGCAAUAUCGAGACUAUAUGUCAAAGCAUUUAUCUUCUCACUAUGAUGCUCAUCCACAGAUAAAAUAUCGACUCUUAAAUGCUAUUAAUCAAGCGGAUUAUGCUAAUAUGAAUGGGAGUUUUCAUUCUAUGAAAUCAGAUAAUUCUUCGUCGUCUUAUUCAUAUACAACCAAUCAAAAUUAUAUACCGACAUCGAAUUCUACCGCUACAACUAAUGAUAAUCCAGUAUCGUAUAAUUAUUCAUUAAAUUCUUAUUAUCAAUAUCCAUCCAAUUCUCUAUGUAACGCUCACGUUCAUCCCAAUAAUUGUUGUUCGUAUUGUACGCAAUCGAACUAUUCAGCAACAAAUCAAUUAACAAUAGAACCUAGCUUGAACUCAGUAUCACAAGUCAACAAUCAAUAUUCUCAAUUCCACAGCGAUGCUAUCUCUUCUCAAACCGAUACAUUUCAAAAAGAAAAUUCUAUCAUAAUAAUUACAUCGAAAAUCUAUUCAAAUUCUUCAUUUAUUUCUCAUCUUUUCAAUUGCCUAUCGAACGUUUUUCAACCUUCAAUAAUCUACAUUGAAGAUAUAAUUCAUUAUCAGCAUCCACAUACAGUCAAUAUUACUUAUCUAAUUUCUUUCGAUUAUUUCAAUUCAACCAUUCAACAAACAUUGAAUUCAACGAUUCUUAAUAAUCUGAGUGCACAUAUUAAUUAUUUAUUUCUUAUUAUUAAUUCGCCAUCGUAUGAUCUCAUUCGGCAUUUCUAUUCAACAAUAACAGAUACACGAAGUAUUGUUAUUCUUCAGUAUCAUACAACUAUUUAUGCACAAAAAUCAAAUANUCUGAGUGCACAUAUUAAUUAUUUAUUUCUUAUUAUUAAUUCGCCAUCGUAUGAUCUCAUUCGGCAUUUCUAUUCAACAAUAACAGAUACACGAAGUAUUGUUAUUCUUCAGUAUCAUACAACGUUUGACAAUGAACCCCUAUUAUUAUGUUCAGGAAAUCGAACAACAUUUGACAAGAUUCAAUCGUCAUUUUUGAAGUAUUUAUGCACAAAAAUCAAAUACAUGGAAUCAAAUGGGACUCAACCAGAACAAUGCGAUUCAUCGAAUAGUAUUUCGUCGAGAUCACAAUCAAAUAAUUUUAAAAAUAUAUCAAUGAUAGAAUUUCCCAAUCAAACAGUUAGCUCAAAUUCGUGGCAACAGCAUGAGAGUUUUAAGAAUGAAUAUUUCUCUUUAUCGCCAAUGAUGAAACGCAAAAAAAACUUACGCCAAGGAAAUGUUUUUGAUAAUUUUAGAAAAAAACUAUUUAAACGCAAACUUAAACAAAAUCAAAUUCUAUCCAAUGCAUCAUCGGAAUCCUGUAUACAAAAUAUUCUUCAUAGUGUUGAUUCUUCCAAAGAACCUAUAACGUAA